AUGGUUAUGAGAACCAUAGUUGCAGUAUUCUUCCUGCUUCAUUUUAGGUUUGGGGUCGAAGGUUGCAGCCUCUCUUAUGAUUUCUAUGAGAUAUCGUGCCCACAGGUUGAGGACAUUGUGAAAGAUGGCCUUCAGGCUAUGUUUCUCACCGAUCCCACUUCACCAGCAGCUUUGUUAAGGCUUAUGUUCCAUGACUGCCAAGUUCAGGGUUGUGAUGCUUCCAUUCUAGUUGAUCCUGGAGAGGGAAGUGUGCCAACGGAGAUGGCUUCAGCUAAGAAUUUUGGAAUUAGAAAGAGGGAGUUGAUAAGCAUUUUGAAAUCAAUGGUGGAAGCGCAAUGCCCCCAACAAGUUUCUUGUGCUGACAUUCUCAUAUUGGCUGCUCGAGAGGCAGUGGCUCUGACUGGAGGGCCACGGAUACAGGUUCCCUUGGGACGGAGAGAUUCUUCGCAAACCCUCAGCUAUGAACUUGCAGAUACAGUGCUGCCUCCUGCAACAGCUGGAGUAGCUGACAUGCUUAACAUUUUCGCCGAGAAAGGAAUGACUCUAGCAGAAUCUGUUGCCAUUUUGGGUGCCCACACCCUAGGGAUUACGCAUUGUUCAAACAUUCAGAACCGUCUCUACAGUUCCAACAAUGGUGAGCUUAGAGCAAUGGAACCUGGUUUUGCAUCCUUCUUGAGGUUAACUUGUCGCCGGGGACCCCUAACCUCAAAUUUAAGCUUUGUUCUCAACGAUCCUACCACGUUUGUGUUUGAUAACGAAUACUAUGUUAAUGCAAUGGGAGGCCGGGGAGUACUGAAAAUAGAUGCUGAAAUGGCAUUAGACCCGCAAACAGCUCACGUUAUGCAACGUUUCUCCAUUAAUCAGGAUGAUUUCUUCCAGGAAUUCUCCUCUGCCUUUGUGAAACUAUCUUGUUCCGGGGUUGUAACUGGGAAACAAGGUGUAAUUAGAAAGAAUUGCAAUGCAAUAAACUGA
Molecule: messenger RNA, 972 nt
Organism: Theobroma cacao (cacao)
Lineage: Eukaryota; Viridiplantae; Streptophyta; Magnoliopsida; Malvales; Malvaceae
Product: Peroxidase family protein
Biological process (GO): response to oxidative stress; hydrogen peroxide catabolic process
Molecular function (GO): heme binding; peroxidase activity
Source: RefSeq, a predicted model, not a curated record